This is a messenger RNA of Xenopus laevis (African clawed frog), 2347 nucleotides long. It is a transcript of the gene rgs8.L, whose product is annotated as regulator of G-protein signaling 8 L homeolog. The transcript has 5 exons. The record is from RefSeq and is a predicted model, not a curated record. Bases 163 to 813 code for a protein of 216 amino acids. NCBI's taxonomy places the organism in Eukaryota, Metazoa, Chordata, Amphibia, Anura, Pipidae.
UCAGGGUUUAUAAUAGUAAAUCCAAAUAGCAUUUCACACAUCACUUAUAUGGACUGAAGGUCUGUCUGGGGGGAUUAACUGGGCUGAGAGUGAGCUGUCACACAAACCAGGGCAGAAGGCUCGGGGGGAUUAAUUGUAGGGGGUCUAGCCUUUCAGAACAAUAUGCAUCAAAGCACCAAACUCCGCUCUCUCAGCCUCAGCUGUCCAACACGUUCAGCCAGCGAAAUGGAUGCAGCACUGGGGGGUCACGGAACAGGAAAACCAGCAAGACCAUGUGGGUCUAAUCUGGGAAGGAGCAGAGGAAUCCGGACUCACCUGAGCUGCCUCUCACAGAAGUCUGACUCUUUCAGUGACUUCUCGUCUUUACAAUAUGACAGUAAACACAGCCAGGCACUGAAACGAUUAAAUCCAGAUGAAGCAAGAAGAUGGGCACGUUCUUUUGACCUUCUUCUGUCUCAUAAAUGUGGCUGCACAGUGUUUCGUGCCUUCCUCCAGUCAGAAUUUAGUGAGGAGAACCUUGAAUUUUGGAUGGCUUGUGAAGAGUACAGAAAAACCCGUUCACUCAAUAAGCUUCCAGCAAAAGCUCAUCACAUAUUCCAGGAAUUUAUUGAUGUACAGGCUCCAAGAGAAGUGAACCUUGAUUACCCUACUCGUGAACUGACAAAGGGCAACUUGCUGCACCCUACUUUGUCCUGUUUUGACCUUGCACAGCUGAGAAUACACAGCCUAAUGGAAAGAGAUUCUUACCCAAGGUUUCUUCGUUCAAAAAUGUACAAUGACCUUCUCAGCCACACUCAGAAGAGCCCAUGCUAAUGCUAAGCUACAAAGAAGAGUGAAGAAGUGGCUACAGGGACAUUGUGACCUGCUGCCUUUCCCAAAAAUAACUGACUUGCACUUUAAAGAGUGGACAAAGACUGACUAAAUAUCACUGUCUAUGUGUUAAACCCAUUCUCUGUCUUAUGCUCGUUUACCUAUACCUUGUCAAGACCUGCUAUAAAAAAAAUAACUGGAAGCAAAGAAAAGUAUCUGAUCAAUGCCAAUGGGUCAAGACUGUUAGGGUGUCUUAAUAUCUUCCUAUGCAUUUUCCCCCAACUAUCUGCAUAUAUGUCACUAAGAAACCUUAGACCAUGAGAAUUCAAAAGGAGGAGUUCAUCUAUGCUUAUACAACAAUGGGUUGUGUCAAGUGCAUUAUUAUGAUAUGGACUUUAUAACCCCCUAACCAGUGUCACUAACGGUGGGCAGCUUUGAUUCCAUUGUUGGUAUUUAACUGUGAUGCUACUGCUGGGACAAGGUACACGAGUGAAUGAAGUAAUGUUGUUUGUCACUGGGAAGCUGAAUCACUGUCUAUUUUAGCUCCUCACUGGUGCUUCAUGCGUAGGCAUACAGCUGCAUCCUGUUGCUAAACUAACUCCUUGUAUCCUGCAAAUACUACCUUUGGUUGCUGGGAAUUAAAUUGCAAUACCUGCUGGAUGACAGUGUUAUGUAUAUCUAAAAGGGUAGUUCACUUUUAAAUUAACUUUUAGCAUGAUGCACACAAUAUUUUAGCCAGUGUUUUUUUUGUGGUGCUUUAAUAAUUUAGCUUAUUGUUAAGCAGAUCUAGAAUUGGGAAUUUAAGCAGCUAUCUGUUUGCUAGGGUUCAGUUUAUCCUAGCAACCAGGCAGUUGUUUAAAUGACCAACUAGAAAAUGAAUAGAAGAGGCCCUGAACAGACAUCUAAGUAAUAUAAAAAGUAGUAAUAACUAUAAAACUGUCGCGUAAUAGGUCAGUGACCCCCGACAACUAGAUAUAAUUUUAAAUUGCAAGUUGGAAAGAAGCAGAAGAGGAAUGCAAGUAACUAAAAAAUGGACAAAACAAAGACCUAUUAAAAUGUUGAUAAGACUAGUACAUACUAUAACAUACUGAACGUUAAUUUAAAAUUGAACUACUCCCAGUACAGCUGUAUCUACAUGAAACGCAUACCCCCAUAUGCAAUAACAAGAACUAAGUUUGUCCAAAAGCAGUAACAAAUGUCAACCAAUCAGAUGUUUGCUUUGAACAGGAGACCUAUAAUACUACCUGCUGAUUGAUUGGUUGCUAUGGGUAUCUGACCUGGGUAAACUUAGAUGCAUAGGUGCAUUGCAUUUAACUGAGCUGGGAUGGUAUUAACAUUUAGAUCAAUAGCACAAAUAGCAGUGAUUAAAAGGCUGAGUGCGCUAUGGUUCUUAGGCUUUUUGCAUAUGGGACAGAUCCCGGUGGUUUGCCAGGGAGCAGCACUAAUGCUCCCCAUAGACCUGACGAUUCUUCUUGUCGAACGACCGAUUUUAGGGAAGUCAGACCAAUCCUUCGAAAUUAUCGUGCGGUUAGUGGGA